Symbiodinium sp. CCMP2592 is the source of this 795-nucleotide messenger RNA. NCBI's taxonomy places the organism in Eukaryota, Dinophyceae, Suessiales, Symbiodiniaceae. The record is from the annotation of a GenBank genome assembly.
AUGGCGGUGAUGUCUCUUCUGCUUCUCCUGGUGGCGCCCAGCGCCGUCGUAGCUACACCUUGCUCUGGGCUCUACGGUGCUGAGGCGUUGACCUGCGCCUGGGAGCAGGAUGUGAAGACCUGCAUGGAGACCAGCUGCCACGGCUGCUCUGGUGAGCCCUGCCAGCUCUGCAGAGAGGACACGGAGAAAAUCCACGACUGCUGCCAGAAGCAUUACCACUCGGCAUCGCCACCCUUGAUGUGCGAGAGUGCUGCCAUCACGGAGGGCGUGAAGGCGUGUGUACAGGCCGAGUGCCGAGGCUGCUCCGGGGAGCAGUGCCAGCUUUGCCAGGAGGAUUCCGCUCGCAUCUCCGCCUGCUGCACUCAGCACGAUGUCAGCGAUCCCCCACAGAUCUGCCGCGAUGCCAUGAAGGGACCCUGCGACGGCCUCCAGGGAGAUGCUCUUGGCCGGUGUCAGUGGGAACAGGAAGUGACCGCCUGCCUCGACAACAAGUGCGCAGGCUGCUCUGGAGAGCAAUGCCAACUUUGCCGUGAGUCUUCCGAGUCCAUCCUUUCCUGCUGCAGCGACAACGAGCAAGAAUCUUCUCAGCCGGAGAUGUGCAAGACCGCCUUCGAGACGACCGUGACGAAGUGCGUGGAGGACCAGUGCCGGAAGUGCUCCGGAGAGCAGUGCCAGCUCUGCCGUGAGGACGCAGAGAGGUACACCGCGUGCUGCAAGCAGCACGGUGUCAGCACAAAGGUCUGCGAAGCAGCCCAAACCCAGGGUCGUGAGCACCGCCGGGAGAUCCUUCCUUGA